Hippocampus comes (tiger tail seahorse) is the source of this 2144-nucleotide messenger RNA. RefSeq names its product NCK adaptor protein 1b (gene nck1b). Gene Ontology annotation, molecular function: signaling adaptor activity; ephrin receptor binding; receptor tyrosine kinase binding. The transcript is spliced from 4 exons. Gene Ontology annotation, biological process: ephrin receptor signaling pathway; negative regulation of endoplasmic reticulum stress-induced eIF2 alpha phosphorylation; positive regulation of endoplasmic reticulum stress-induced intrinsic apoptotic signaling pathway. Lineage: Eukaryota; Metazoa; Chordata; Actinopteri; Syngnathiformes; Syngnathidae. The record is from RefSeq and is a predicted model, not a curated record. The coding region runs from base 476 to 1657 and encodes 393 amino acids. Gene Ontology annotation, cellular component: cytoplasm.
GGGCCUCUUGAUCAUAUAAAUAAUGGGUCGGAUUAAAGAACGGAGUGGACCGCGUAUGGCCCGCGGGCAAUACUUUGCAAAACCCGUGUCAGUGUUCCUAAUAUUGUGUCCAAAAACCACUACGCUCGUGGAACUAAUGGGCAGAUGUCGUGCUUUUGACCUCCACCCAGGUCGUCCAAUCAGAAGAGCGUUCAUCACUACAACCAGCCAACCAGCGAGAAGUGGGCGGGACUUGAUGUCUGAGCAGUUACGGUGAACCUAGCUAGUUAGCCUAGCAUAAGCUAAUGCCACGGAGCUAUGACAUGCUUGGAUACACACAGCCAUGCUAUUUCCAACGGCGGCUAACGUAACCUGGAAAAUUCUUUAACUUGGCUGCUCUCCGGUCACGUCGCCGGGCUGUUUCGGGGAGGACUACGUACGGAGGGAGAGACGAAAAAAGGUGGCCGUCGGCGAGAAGAAGGUCACGUUGUGCAAGAUGACGGAAGAGGUGAUUGUCAUCGCCAAGUUUGAUUACAUGGCCCAGCAGGACCAGGAGCUUGACAUCAAGAAGAACGAGCGCCUCUGGCUUCUCGACGACUCCAAGUCCUGGUGGAGGGUCCGGAACGCCACCAACAAAACGGGCUUUGUGCCGUCCAACUAUGUGGAAAGGAAAAACAGUGCCAGGAAGGCUUCCAUUGUCAAGAACCUCAAGGAUACAUUGGGAAUUGGAAAGGUGAAGAGCAGGAAAGGGGGCAUGAGGGAUACGGCCUCCAACGCCGACACCGACAUGUACGCCGACAACGGCGAGCGCCUGUACGACCUGAACCUGCCUGCCCUGGUCAAGUUCAGUUACGCGGCGGAGCGUGAAGAUGAGCUCUCCUUGGUCAAAGGCACUCGGGUGGUGGUGAUGGAGAAAUGCAGUGACGGCUGGUGGCGCGGCAGCUACAGCGGACGCUCCGGCUGGUUCCCGUCCAACUACGUGACAGAAGACGUGGACGGGACGGCGGGAGGAGGAGGGCCCGGCAGCCUCGGGGACCCGUCGGGAUCGCUCACGGAGAAGCUGGCGGCCGUGGUGAACAGCACAGCCAACGGGAACCGGGUGUUACACACGGUGCAGGCGCUCUACCCCUUCGGCUCGGACAACGAUGAGGAGCUGAACUUUGAGAAGGGGGAGGUGAUGGAGGUGGUGGAGAAGCCCGAGAACGACCCAGAGUGGUGGAAAUGUCGCAAGGCUGACGGCCAACUCGGCCUGGUGCCCAAGAACUACGUGACGGUGCUGGACUCGGCCUCGCACAAAACCACAGCGGGGCCCGCCGGCCCACCCACACCCGACUGUGACUACAUUUCGCCGUCCGGCAGCGGGCGAUUCGCGGGCAAGGAGUGGUACUACGGGAAGGUGACGCGCCACCAGGCGGAGGUGGCACUCAACCAGCGAGGCACCGAGGGGGACUUCCUCAUUCGAGACAGCGAGUCAUCACCCAACGACUUCUCCAUCUCGCUGAAGGCGCAGAGCAAGAACAAGCAUUUCAAGGUGCAGCUGAAGGAGAGCCUCUACUGCAUCGGACAGCGCAAGUUCAACUCCAUGGAGGAGCUUGUGGAACACUACAAAAAGGCGCCCAUCUUCACCAGCGAGCAGGGUGACAAACUCUACCUGGUCAAGGCCCUAUCCGCCUCCUGAUCCCAAGAACGCAAUCUCAUCUAGACACACACAAUUGUAAAUGUCUCACACACACACACACACACACACACACACACACACACAGGCACACACACACUAUACAGAACACACACUAACAUCAAGCCUGAAGACUUUACACGUCGUCGGGACUUCUUUUGCCUGGUUGAGCAUUCCAAGAGGAGGAUGGGAAAAAGGCAUGAGAGGAGGAAGAAUGUUGGGAGUGUUGGGAGACGAGAAGAAGAAGAAGGAAAAAAAAAAAGACUAAGGACUCCUGAGAGCGGAUGAUGGACCUCUUGGCCACUUAUUUAUGUGAUCCAGAUGUGUUUGCUGGCAGUCGUGUAUUUCCACCUCCAUAGCUUAGUCGCAUUUAGUUUGUCGAAAAUGUAUACCUAAUCCUUUUUAACCAUUUCUUUUUAAAAAUGUGACUUUUUUUUUGUUUUGUUUUAACUGUAAACCGAGCCCCUCCGGUAUGAAGCUUUUUUUUUUU